This is a messenger RNA of Symsagittifera roscoffensis, 2298 nucleotides long. RefSeq lists its product as uncharacterized. The transcript has a single exon. Gene Ontology annotation, biological process: DNA integration. The record is from RefSeq and is a predicted model, not a curated record. Gene Ontology annotation, molecular function: nucleic acid binding. NCBI's taxonomy places the organism in Eukaryota, Metazoa, Xenacoelomorpha, Acoela, Convolutidae. Bases 1 to 2298 code for a protein of 765 amino acids.
AUGACAAAACGAUCUCUACUCUCAGACAUCUCUAAGAUCUUUGAUCCUCUGGGCUGGCUGACUCCGAUGACGCUUCCGUUGAAACUCAUCAUGCAAUCCUCUUGGUCGCGGGGAAUCAAUUGGGACGACAAACUCCCCGAUGAUAUGAUGGAGACGUUUCUAAGGUGGAGGACUAAAGUUCACAAUGUGGAGAAUUUUGACAUACCGAGACAUGUUGUGGAGGACAGUUUUGAGCUUCAUUUGUUUUGUGACGCAUCAGAAACCGCAUACGCCAGUUGUAUCUACGUCAGGAACAUAAAGACGAAAUCAACCAAUCUUUUUGUGGCUAAAUCAAGAGUGGCACCUUUGAAACCGUUGACGAUCCCCAAAUUGGAAUUGUGUGCAGCUGUGCUAGGAUGCAAGUUGCUGGACCAUACGAGGAAAGCACUUCAAAAGAUAGGACGGAAUCCGAAGGAAGUUUUCGGUUGGACAGAUGCCACGAUUGUACUUUGUUGGAUCAACGAGACCCCAAACGUCUGGAACACUUUUGUUCGCAACCGAGUGCAUGAAGUACAGGAGGUUUUGAAACCAGUCAACUGGCGACAUGUACGAAGUGAGGAAAACCCAGCGGAUGCUGCAACUCGUGGACUCGAUGCAAUGACGCUGAAAAACUCUUCACUGUGGUGGCAUGGACCGAGCUGGCUCUCCGAACUUCGGAUUCCAGACCAACCAAAGCUAACAAAAGUUGGUUCUGAAAGAAAGAAAAACGCAGUUGUCAACAGCUGCCAAUUGGUCAAGCCUUCUUUGGACGCACUAUUAGAUCUGGAAAAAUUCAGCAGUCUAGAGAAGUGCAUUCGUGUACUGUGCUAUGUUGCCUUUUUUGCACAUCGAAACCAGAAGCACCCAGAAGAUGGCAGUUACGUUCAUCCAACUUCUUUGACGAAUAGACGCAACGCCCUUCUGAAGCUAAUACGAAACGAACAAACUAAGUUCUUCAGUGAUGAACUAAGGGCAUUGAAUGCUGGCGAAUCAGUUGCGAAGAAAAGCCAUCUUCUGCGACUAUACCCCCUCGUUGAUGACGGACUCAUCAAGGUGGGCGGGAGACUGAGUCAGAACCAAACUCUCGCAGAUGAUCAGCGCAACCAAAUCGUGAUACCCAAGAAAAGUCGACUGGCCAAACUCAUCCUGCAGGACAUUCAUCUGAAGUAUUUUCAUGCUCCCGCAAAUACGAUCCUUGCUGAACUUCGACGACAUUUCUGGAUUGUGGACGCGCAAUCAGCAAUUCGUCACCUCAUACGAAACUGUGUGAAGUGCCAACGAUUCAACGCACGAUCAAAUCCACCAUUGAUGGGAGACCUACCCAAAGAACGAAUAACGCCUUCGCCUCCAUUCACUCACACUGGCGUGGACUUUGCUGGUCCUUUUGUGACACUGAAUGGCAAACAGCUGUCAAAGUCAUAUUUGGCUUUGUUUGUUUGCUUCACAACAAAGGCCAUACAUUUGGAGCUAACAUCGGGUUUGUCCUCCCAGUCUUGUACUGCUGCCUUGAGACGAUUUUGUGCUAGACGUGGUGCUCCAGCAAGGAUGUACUCAGACAAUGGACUGAACUUUGUUGGAACCAAAAAUGAACUAAGGCAACUGCAAAUGAACCUAACCAAGAAGUUCGGAACACAAUCAAUGCCAAGUGCCGCAGAUGAGAUUGGAAUCACUUGGACAAUGAUUCCACCAGGAGCUCCUCACUUUGGUGGACUUUGGGAAUCGGGCGUGAAACUUGCGAAAUCACAUCUGCGAAGAGUCAUGGGGAACAAUGUUUUGACAUACGAGGAACUUUCUACUCUACUAUGCGACAUUGAAGCAAUCCUCAACUCCCGACCACUCCUCCCGAUUUCGACCGACGUUCUGGACCUACGAACCCUAACACCAGCUAUGAUGGUGACAGGGAAAGAAAUGCAGUACCUGCCAAUACCAGUGCCCCCACUGACGACAAGUACACUCCAGCCCUUUGAAACUCAUCCAGCCAAACGCUGGGCACAUAUGCAGAAACUCAUUGGAGUUUUCUGGAAGCGAUGGAGCAAGGAGUACUUGUCUUCUCUGCAGCCACGGAAGAAGUGGACUUCAAAACAACGAAAUUUUGAAGUUGGUGAUGUUGUGCUCCUGAUGGACGAAAACCAACCCCCCUUACAAUGGCCAUUAGCUCGGGUUGUGGAAGUCUACCUUGGGAGAGACAGCCAAUGUCGAUCAGCUAAGGUCAGAACCGCGAGAGGCUGCUACGUCCGGCCUUGCAUAAAACUAAGGAAACUCCCUGUCAGUGUUGAAUGA